Messenger RNA from Salvelinus fontinalis (brook trout), 2769 nucleotides. RefSeq names its product mitochondrial inner membrane protein MPV17 (gene mpv17). The coding region runs from base 47 to 580 and encodes 177 amino acids. NCBI's taxonomy places the organism in Eukaryota, Metazoa, Chordata, Actinopteri, Salmoniformes, Salmonidae. Gene Ontology annotation, cellular component: membrane; cytoplasm. The record is from RefSeq and is a predicted model, not a curated record. The transcript has 8 exons.
UCUGUGUUGUGUCUCAGUUCUGUAUUAAGGAAGCAUAGAGCGGAGAAUGGCGGGCCUGUGGAGAUCCUAUCAGGCUCUGAUGACCAGGCAUCCAUGGACUGUCCAGAUAAUCACAGCCGGCACGCUGGUGGGGGUGGGUGAUGUCAUCUCCCAGCAGGUGCUUGAGAGGCGGGGUCUGGCCAAUCACAACGUGACACGGACGGCCAAGAUGAUGAGCAUCGGAUUCUUCUUUGUCGGCCCUGCAAUAGGUGGCUGGUACAAGGUUCUGGACAAGCUGGUCACUGGGGGGACUAAAAGUGCUGCCAUGAAGAAAAUGCUUGUCGAUCAGUUGGGCUUUGCACCGUGUUUCCUGGGCGCCUUCCUGGGGAUCUCUGGAACCUUGAAUGGACUGACUGUGGAGGAGAACGUUGCCAAGCUCAAGAGGGACUACACAGAUGCCUUGAUCUCAAAUUACUAUCUAUGGCCUGCAGUCCAGAUUGCCAACUUCUAUUUUAUCCCACUGCACCACCGAUUGGCUGUGGUCCAGAUUGUAGCUAUCGGCUGGAAUUCCUACUUGUCCUGGAAAGCCAAUAAGAUGUGAUGGAUAUUUCAGGACCCGCCCUACCUCACACAUAUAGGACUAUCAAUGAGACUUUUACACCUGCAAAUAGUGUGAUACACUGAAUCCAGAAAGCUGUGAAUCGCACACUAAGUUAGCAGUCAGGAAAAAAAUUGUUAACAAACACUAUGAAAUAUUCAAACUUGGGAAAAAAAGAAACUUGAAACUCAAACUUUUGCAUAGUGAAAGAUUUUUGUGAAAUUUUGUCACAUCUACACUACUGGUCAAAAGUUUGGACACACCUACUCAUUCAAGGGUUUUUCUUUAUUUUUACUAUUUUCUACAUUGUAGAGAAAUAGUGAAGACAUCACAACUAUCAAAUAAGACAUAUGGAAUCAUGUAGUAACAAAAAAAGUGUUUAACAAAAAACAAAAAGUAUCAAAUCAAAAUAUAUUUGAGAUUCUUCAAAUAGCCACGCUUUGCCAUGAUGACAGCUUUGCACACUCUUGGCAUUCUCUCAACCAGCUUCAUGAGGUAGUCACCUGGAAUGGAUUUCAAUUAACAGGUGUGCCUUCUUAAAAGUUAAUUUGUGGAAUUUUUCUCCUUAAUGCGUUUGAGCUUGUUUUGACAAGGUAGGGGGGGGGGGGUAUUCAGAAAGUCCAUAUUAUGGCAAGAACAGCUCAAAUAAGCAAAGAGAAACGACAGUCCAUUAUUACUUUAAGACAUGAAGGUCAGUCAAUACGGAAAAUGUCAAGAACUUUGAAAGUAUUUUCAAGUGCAGUCACAAAAACCAUCAAGCGCUAUGAUGAAACUGGCUCUCAUGAGGACCACAGCAAGAAAUGAAGACCCAGAGUUACAUCUGCUGCAGAAGAUAAGUUCAUUAGAUUUACCAGCCUCAGAAAUUGCAGCACAAAUAAAUGCUUCACAAAUUUAAGUAACAGACGCAUCUCAACAUCAACUUUUCAGAGGAGACUGUAAAUCAGGCCUUCAUGGUCGAAUUACUGCAAAGAAAUCACUACUAAAGGACACCAAUAAGAAGAAGAGACUUGCUUGGGGCAAGAAACACGAGCAAUAGACAUUAGACCAGUGGAAAUUUGUCCUUUGGUCUGGAGUCCAAAUUUGAGAUUUUUUAUUCAAACAGCUGUGUCUUUAUGAGACGCAGUGUGGGUGAACGGGUGAUAGGAUGAUCUCUGCAUGUGUAUUUCCCACUGUAAAGCAUGGAGGAGAUGGUGUGGGGGUGCUUUGCUGGUGACACAGUCUGUGAUUUAUUUAGAAUUCAAGGCACAAUUGACCAGCAUGGCUACCACAGCAUUCUGCAGCGAUACACCAUCCCAUCUGGUUUGCACUUAGUGGGACUAUCAUUUGUUUAUCAACAGCAUAAUGACCCAACACACCUCCAGGCUGUGUAAGGGCUAUUUUUACCAAGAAUGAGAGCGAUGGAGUGCUGCAUCAGAUGACCUGGCCUCCACAAUCCCCCGACCUCAACCAAAUUGAGAGGGUGUGCGAUGAGUCGGACCGCAGAGUGAAGGAGAAGCAGCCAACAAGUGCUCAGCAUAUGUGGGAACUCCUUCAAGACUGUUGGAAAAGCAUUCCAGGUGAAGCUGGUCGAGAGAAUGGCAAGAGUGUGCAAAGCUGUCAUUUACAUUUAAGUCAUUUAGCAGACGCUCUUAUCCAGAGCGACUCACAAAUUGGUGCAUUCAUCAUUCAUCAUGGCAAAGGGUGGCUAUUUGAAGAAUCUCAAAUAUAAAAUGUAUUCUGAUUUGUUUAACACUUUUUUGGUUACUACAUGAUUCUAUAUGUGUUAUUUCAUAGUUUUGAUGUUUUCACUAUUAUUCUACAGUAUAGAAAAUAGUCAAAUAAAGAAAAACCCUUGUUCUAAAACUUUUGACCGGUAGCGUAUAUAAAGUUACUAUUAAUGCUAUAAAAAGUUGAUAGUCAGGCAGACUGUAGUUGACAUAUAUAUACUGAACAAAAAUAUAAACGCAAUACGUAAAGUGUUGGUCGCAUGUUUCAUGAGCUGAAAUAAAAGAUCCCAGAUAUUUUCCAUAUGCACAAAAAGCUUAUUUCUCUCAAAUGUUUUUGUGCACAGAAUUGUUUACAUCCCUGUUAUUUCUCCUUUGCCGAGAUAAUCUAUUCACCUGACAGAUGUGGCAUAUCAAUAAGAUGAUUAAACAGCAUGAUCAUUACACAGGUGCACCUUGUGCUAGGGACAAUAAAAGGCUACUCUAAAA